Maudiozyma barnettii is the source of this 1464-nucleotide messenger RNA. It is a transcript of the gene BIO3, whose product is annotated as adenosylmethionine-8-amino-7-oxononanoate transaminase. The record is from RefSeq and is a predicted model, not a curated record. Gene Ontology annotation, cellular component: mitochondrion. Bases 1 to 1464 code for a protein of 487 amino acids. Gene Ontology annotation, molecular function: S-adenosyl-L-methionine:8-amino-7-oxononanoate transaminase activity; pyridoxal phosphate binding; dethiobiotin synthase activity. Lineage: Eukaryota; Fungi; Ascomycota; Saccharomycetes; Saccharomycetales; Saccharomycetaceae. The transcript has a single exon. Gene Ontology annotation, biological process: biotin biosynthetic process.
AUGGUUCACGAACAGUUUUACUCUGCUACAACCAAACAACUGCUAGAAUUUGACAAAAAACAUAUUUGGCAUCCCUAUACGUCGCUCAAUAAUCCACUCACCGUUUUACCAGUAAAACGUGCAAACAAAUGUACAAUUUAUGUUGAUAAUGUAGAAGAAUCAUCUCUUAUUGAUGGAAUGUCUUCAUGGUGGUCUGUGAUUCAUGGAUAUAACAACGACGAGCUAAAUACAGCAAUAACAGAUCAACUCAAACAGGUGAGUCACGUAAUGUUUGGUGGGUUUACACAUUCUCCAGCUGUAGAACUGACCCAGAGAUUGCUCCAAUUGAUUGAUCACGAAAAAUUAGCUCAUUGUUUUUUUGCCGAUUCCGGUUCAGUGGCUGUUGAGGUUGCCAUGAAGAUGGCAUUACAAUAUAGCGCCAGUACCCAUCCGCAGGCAGACAUAUCAAAGCAUAAAUUUCUGACGGUUCGUAAUGGGUACCACGGCGAUACCAUUGGCGCUAUGAGUGUCUGUGAUCCUAUCAAUUCGAUUCACUCCAUAUUCAAUGGUUACCUGAGGUGUAACAUAUAUGUGGAUGCACCACCCUCUAUUUCCAUACUACCAUCAUCGCCACUUUCGCAACAUGUUUUUAAUACGUCAAAUGAUAUUGUUGACACAAAACCCUACAUGGCAAUGUUUGAAAAACAUUUGCAAAACUAUGGCAACGAAAUAGUUGCUGUGAUUAUUGAGCCCAUUGUUCAAGGUGCCGGCGGGAUGCGCUUCUGGCAUCCACGAUAUCUGAUCGAUAUCCGAAAGCUAUGCAACAAAUAUGAGAAGCUACUGAUACUUGAUGAGAUUGCAACGGGGUUUGGAAGAACAGGCCAGAUAUUUGCUUUUAAGCAUUGCAAAUUGUACCAGGAACAAUUGGGUAUUCCCGCGAAGGAACAAACCGACGUGUAUCCUGACAUAAUGUGUGUUGGGAAGGCCCUAACGGGUGGAUACAUGACUUUGAGCGCAGUGGUCGUUUCUAAAGAAGUUGGAAAGGGGCUUUCUUCACCUUCAAGUCCAACUAAAGGGGUACUUAUGCAUGGUCCAACUUUCAUGGGUAACCCCCUGGCAUGUUCUGUUGCGAAUAAAUCUCUGGAGAUAAUAAUGAGAAAUGAAUGGCAAUCCCAGGUUAGAAACAUUGAACAACAGCUUUUCGAGGAACUGUUUGUCCCAAUAAGAACAAAUAAACAGUGGAUGGGCCAUAUGGUCAAGAGGGUUGCCGUUCUAGGUGCGAUUGGUGUUGUAGAGUUACAUAUGGCAGUUGAUCAAGAAUGGUUCCAACAUCAGUUCGUAGAUAGGGGAAUCAACAUUAGGCCAUUUGGAAAACUUGUCUAUAUUAUGCCACCUUAUAUCAUAACUUCGAAGGAGUUAACUAUUCUCACUAGAGCCAUAAUUGACGUUUUAACACUAUGGGAAAAACAUAUUGGUUCUAUUUGA